CUGUGCGACGCAGACAACUAAAUUUGUGUCUUGCACUUAAAAAUACUGGGACUUGUUCAUAAUGGCGUACAGCAGUUUACCUGAUGCUCGUAGACUUCAAUAGGGUGAGAGGCAGGGAGAUCUGAAGGGCAUCUCUAUUUGACGCCGGUGGACGCCGCGGCCCGAUCAUGCUGUCCGUCCGGCUCGUGACCGCCGACCACGCGAUGGCCGAGCCGGCGCACGGCUGGGACGCCACCUACUCCGAGUUCCGCGGCCGCCGCGUCACCGCCGUGCCCGUCAUCCGCGUGUUCGGCGCCACGCCAGACGGCACCAAGGCGUGCAUGCAUGUGCACGGCGUGCUGCCGUACUUCUACGUGCCGUUCGACGGCGCCAGCGCGGCGGCGAGCGCGGCGCACCAGCUGGCGGCCGGCCUGGACCGGGCGCUGGCGCUGGCCGCCGGCGGCCGCCAGACGGCGCCACUACACGUCCACAAGGUGGCGCUGGUGGCUGGCAUACCAUACUAUGGAUAUCACAAGAAAAGUCAUUUGUUCUUCAAAGUUUUCCUUUACAACCCAAGGAUGGUUUCAAAAGCUGCGGAACUUCUUCAGAGCGGUGCCGUUAUGCACCGGUCGUUCCAGCCGCACGAGGUGCACAUCCCGUACCUGCUGCAGUUCCUCAUCGACUUCAACCUGCAGGGGAUGAACCUGCUGCACGUGUCCUCUCACAGGGCUCGCACCGAGGCGGGGACGGAGGCCUCCGGAGGGUCGGGACUGGCCGCCGUUAGCAGCUGCCAGCUGGAAGUGGACGUGCACGCCUCCCACAUCCUGAACCGAACCCAGCUGGCGACGGAGUCGGGGCUGGGCGCCGGCAACCCGGGCCUGGUGGACGGCGUCGGUGACGACGAGCCGCGGCCCCGCAUCAGGCGGUACCGCCGACUGGGCACGACCGGGCGUCGCGUGGCUGUGGUGGACCUGGGCCUGGCGUGGCUGGCGCUGGCCGGCGGCAUGUGCGAGGCCGACGUGUGGCAUGAACCGGACAUCGUGCUGCGCCGGCCCAAGACCAAGUUGGUCUGGGACGGCCACAACUUUGUGCUGCCUGCUCUGGACGAGUUUCUGCCGAAGCCGGCGACGCCUGAUCAUGCGCAGGAUCCGGCCCUGAAUCUGGCGCUGGAUCUGGCGCUGGAUUCGGCGCUGGAUCCUGUGCUGGAUCCGGUGCUGGAGCCGGUGAUGGAGCUGGCACUGGAUCCGACGAUGGAGCUGGCGCUGGAUCCGGCGCUGGAUCUGGCGCUGGAGCCGGCGCUGGAACCCUUCGCAAUGGAGCGCCCCUUGAUCGGGUGGAUGGGCAAGGAGGUUGGUCGCCCGCCUUCGCCGCCGCCGCCGCCGACCUCGCCAUCCGCUGCCGACCUGCUGUCGGACGUGAAACCGAUCAUCGCUCGGUCGCCGGACGCCCCAGACGCGAUGCCUCUGCAGGUGGAGCUGACAGUGCGGGACCUGGAAGUGAUGGUCCGACUGGGCCCGAGGCCCAUGGCGUCUGUGCGGACGUACGGACAGCGGCGAACCGACCCGCCACGCCCGUCCAGCCCGGUGGCGUACAUGGCGGCGGACAGCACGAGCCCGGCGGUGGGCUCGCGGCCGCGGCGGCGCACGCGACGCGUCCAACGCUCGCUUUCGCCUUCGCCCGAGCCCGGGCCCGGGCUCACGCCCUCGCCGGAGCGCGACAACGACGAGUCGGCCGACUACGUCUGCCGGGCGGGUGAGGUCGACGACGACAGCAGCCACAGUGACACUGCCAGCCCGCCGUGCGGACAAAGGCCGCUGCAGUCGCCCGAGCUCUUCGAGCCGCCUUCCCCGCCGGAGGAGGACGAGGAGGAGGUGCAGGUGCUCUCGCCACCCCAGAUCACGUCUCUGGCGGCGCCGCCGGAGGAGAAGGAGGACGACGACGACCUGAUCCUGCUGUUCGAUAACUCGCAGCGCCCAGGCGUGGAGGUGGUGGACCUGCAGGACUCCGACGACGAGGAGGAGGGCGCCGGGAAUACGGAGCGAGUGCCGUUUGUCGGCAGCCCCGGACUGGGCUCAGGGGAGGACCCAGCCCGGAGCCGGCCUGCGCUGACGGCCAAGGCGUGGGUACCGCUGAACCAGUCUCUGGGGACGGCCAAAAUACUGCUGAACCAGUCUCUGGGGACGGCCAAAAUACCGCUGAACCAGUCUCUGGGGACGGAGGCCGGGGAGAGCCCCGGCGUGGACCGUCGGGCGGAGGAGGCCACAGAGAGCUUCGAGCCCGGUCAACAGCCGCAGGAGGCCGGGGCGAGCCCCGGCGUGGACCGUCGGGCGGAGGAGGCCACAGAGAGCUUCGAGCCCGGUCAACAGCCGCAGGAGGCCGGGGAGAGCUCCGGCGUGGACCGUCGGGCGGGGGAGGCCACAGAGAGCUUCGAGCCCGGUCAACAGCCACAGGAGGCCGGGGAGAGCCCGGGCGUGGACCGUGCGCCGGGAGAAGUGGCGCGCUGCACUCCGGACCGCCCGACGCUGGAGGAGGCGCCAGGCUCGGGCAGCGCCGAUGAGUCGGCCUGGCUGCCGCUCCGCGAGAGCUGUCUGUACGACGAGUCGCUGUCGCCGCCGGACGCUCUGUUCGCCGGUGGCGACAGCAGCCCCGCCGCUGCUCGCGAGGCGAUCCAGUCUAGGAAGAUGAGGCCCUGGAUGAUGCUGAGCCGUCAGAUGAAGUGGAACACUCAGACAAAGGUGGCCCUUCAGACGGAGGUGGCCCUCCAGACGGAGCGGGACCCUCAGACGGAGCGGGACCCUCAGACGGAGCUGGACCCUCAGACGGAGCUGGGCCCUCAGACGGAGCUGGACCCUCAGACGGAGCUGGACCCUCAGGCGGAGCUGGGCCUUCAGACGGAGCUGGAUCCUCAGAUGGACCGGGGCCCUCAGACGGACCUGUACGCUCAGGUGGAGCUGAAUCCUCAGAUGGACCUGGGCCCUCAGACGGUCCUGUACGCUCAGAUGGAGCUUGGCCCUCAGACGGACCUGUACGCUCAGCUGGAACUGGGCCCUCAGACGGACCUGUAUGCUCAGAUGGAGCUGGAUCCUCAGGUGGACCUGGGCCCUCAGACGGACCUCUGCCGCAGCGUGCGCGUCUGGCUGAGCGGCCGCCGCCGCCCCCGGCACCGCGUCGACUCGUCCAGCGACAGCGGCAGCAGCGCCAGCGAGGAGGAGCUAGAGCAGGGGUUGACGGCGGUGGCGCCCGAGUCGCUGCCGGCUUCGCUCGGUCUCACGCCCGUGACUGGCGUGCGGCGGACGGCGUCGUACGGUCGCGUGACGUCCCUGCUCACCCCCGUCAGCCGGCGGCCGGCUAAGCGACGGCGCGUGGGCCGAGCCGAGCCGUCGCCGGACGCGCGGCCUGAGACGCCUACGGGCGGGACGACCGACGGUGGACCGCGACGCUGGCUGGAGCGUAUCCCAGAACGGACAGAGGCAGGGGAGGCACCGUCUAGGGUCGGCCAGGGGGCGCCGGGUAGCGCCAGUUCGCCGUUGCCGGCGCCGGGCGGGAAGGCGCCGGACAGUCGGCCGGCCAGCUCUGAGGAGCCGCAGUCGGAUGACGUGGCGGCGGUGCUGGCACGGGACCGCACCACCUUGGUCAGUCCGGCGCCGGCGCCGCGGGACCCGGCCGGCGCCUCGCCGCUGGAGCCGUCCCUGCUCGUCAGUCCGUCGUACGGCCUCCAACGGGCCAACAGCGCCGACAACACGUACGGGUUCAAGCUGGACUGGGAUAACCUGCAGGACGCCCAGUGUUCGCAUGAGUAUCAAUACCUGACCUGCCUGAGCCUGGAGGUGCACGCCGUGACCCGCGGUGACCUGCUCCCUGACCCGGAGCACGAUCCGGUGGCCGCCGUGUUCUACCACCUGACGGACGAUGUGCCGGAGAACUGGCGACGGCCCCGUCAGACCUCCGGCUGUAUCGUGGUCGACGCGCCGUCCGUAGUGUCUGAAUCGACCGGUAGGCGGCGCCACCUGCUGCAGGCGGCCGGCCUGCCCAACCUCGCCGUGCGGUACGUCGCCGACGAGCCGGCCCUGCUGCAGGCGCUGAUCGAUCUGGUCAGCGGCACCGAUCCGGAUAUCCUGCUGGGCUGGGAGGUGCAGCAGCUGUCCUGGGGCUACCUGCUGGAGCGCGCCGAGUGUCUGGGCCGGCCGCUGGUGACGUCCCUGUCGCGGCUGCCCGAGUGCCAGCGCGCCUCGCGCGCCGCUGCCGACUCGGACCCGUACGGCUCGGAGCACACCUCCGAGAUCCACCUGGCCGGCCGGGUGGUGCUCAACGUGUGGCGUCUGCUGCGGCAUGAGGUGGCGCUGUACAGCUACACGUUUGAGAACAUCGCUUACCAGGUGCUGCACCAGCGGCUGCCCGAGUUUAGCUUCCGGCAGCUGACCGAGUGGUGGCAGCACCCGUCCGCCGUCAACAAGUGGCGGGUGGUCGAGUACUACGGCCUCCGCAGCCGGGGCACGCUGCAGAUCCUGGGGCGGCUCGACAUCAUCGGCCGCACGGCCGAGCUGGCCAGGGUGUUCGGCAUCCAGUUCUUCGACGUCAUCUCCCGCGGCUCGCAGUUCCGCGUCGAGUCGAUGAUGCUGCGGCUGGCCAAGCCGCGCAACUUCGUGCCCGUCUCGCCGUCUGUGCAGCAGCGAGCGGCGGCUCGGGCGCCCGAGUGUGUGCAGCUCAUUCUGGAGCCCGAGUCCAAGAUGUACGUGGAUCCCGUGGUGGUACUGGACUUCCAGAGCCUCUACCCGUCCAUGAUCAUCGCCUACAACUACUGCUUCUCGACCUGUCUGGGACGCGUGGAGCACCUCGGACAGCGGGGCGCGUUCCCGCUGGGCUGUACAGCCCUGCAAGUGCCGCCGCCGCUGCUGGCGCGCCUGCUGGCCCGGGACCAGCUGCACGUGUCGCCGAGCGGCGUCGCCUUCGUCACGGCUGACGUGCGCCGCGGCGUGGUGCCCGACAUGCUGGCUGAGAUCCUCGGCACGCGCAUCAUGGUGAAGAAGGCCAUGAAGGCCAACAAGGACAAUCCGUCGGUGAGGCGCCUGCUCGACUUCAAGCAGCUGGGUCUGAAGCUGAUCGCCAACGUAACGUACGGCUACACCUCGGCCAACUUCAGCGGCCGCAUGCCUUGUAUCGAGGUGGGGGACAGCGUGGUCAGCAAGGGCCGCGAGACGCUGGAGCGAGCCAUCCGCACCAUCGAGUCCCGGCCAGAGUGGGCCGCCAGGGUGGUGUACGGCGACACUGACUCCCUCUUCAUACUGCUCAAGGGCCGGACCCGCGCCCAGGCGUUCGAGCUGGGCGCCGAAAUGGCGGCCGCCGUCACCGCCGACAACCCCGACCCGGUCAAGCUCAAGUUCGAGAAGGUCUACCAGCCGUGCAUUUUACAGACCAAGAAGCGGUACGUGGGCUUUAUGUACGAGACGCCCGACCAGCAGGAGCCCGUGUACGACGCCAAGGGCAUCGAGACCGUCCGGCGAGAUGGCUGUCCAGCCGUUGCCAAGAUCCUGGAGAAGUCGCUGCGCCUGCUCUUCACCAGCCACGACCUGGGCGCCGUGCGCGGCUACGUGACGCGCCAGUUCGAGAAGCUGCACCGCGGCGCCGUCAGUGUGACCGACCUGACGUUCGCGCGCGAGUACCGCGGCCGCGCCAGCUACCGCCGCCAGCGCGUGCCGUACGUGGUGGUGUACGGCGCGCCGGGCCUGCCGCUGAUCCAGCUGGUGCGCUCGCCAGCCGAGCUGCUGGCCGACCCGGCGCUGCGGCCCAACGCCGAGUACUACGUGAGCCGGGCGGUGGCGCCGCCGCUGCAGCGCUGCCUGGGUCUGCUCGGCGUGGACGUGCUGGCCUGGUACGCCAGCGUGCCGCGUCUGCUGCGCUUGGCGCCGCCGUCGGCCGCCGCCGCCGCCACCACCAUCUCGCGCUUCUUCGCCGGCCGCAGCUGCGCCGUGUGCGCCAGCUGCUUGGGCCAGCCGGCGGCGGCGCCCAUCGCCUGCGUCUCGCUCGACUGUCCGGUGCUGUGGGGCCGCGUGGCGGCCGACCGGGCGGCGGAGGCGGCGCCGCACCUCCGACAGGUGCUGGAGUCGCUGACGGCCUAG
This is a messenger RNA of Pollicipes pollicipes, 6095 nucleotides long. RefSeq names its product DNA polymerase zeta catalytic subunit. The transcript is spliced from 35 exons. Gene Ontology annotation, biological process: error-prone translesion synthesis; double-strand break repair via homologous recombination. Gene Ontology annotation, molecular function: nucleotide binding; DNA binding; DNA-directed DNA polymerase activity. NCBI's taxonomy places the organism in Eukaryota, Metazoa, Arthropoda, Thecostraca, Pollicipedomorpha, Pollicipedidae. Bases 168 to 6095 code for a protein of 1975 amino acids. Gene Ontology annotation, cellular component: zeta DNA polymerase complex; nucleus. The record is from RefSeq and is a predicted model, not a curated record.